GUGUUAAUUGUUAUCUUUCAUCUCUUUCAUCAAAUUGUCAAGGAAAAAAAGAGAAGGAGAAGGGAAAUAAUUUCUCUUGCUGAAUUUUAUAUUCGAUCUGGUUUUUUCAAAAAUCGUUGCUGAGAGAAAAGAGGGGGUAAAAAUUUCCCUCUCCUUCAUCACUACUCAUCGUUUGGAUUCCUGUCAAUUCUCAUUUUUCUCAGAGGUGUUUUUCUCAACUUUGUGAUUAUUUUUUGCAAACUAGAAAGAAAACUUUGUAGAUCAAGAUGGUUGGUCCAAUUGCAAAACCAGUAAUGCGAGGAAUGUGUAUAAGCUACAUAAAGAAAGGUAUUAUUGGAGCAGUUUCAGCAUCUAUUGUGGCUGGAGUUGCUUUUAAAUUUCUCUUCAUGGAUUCCAGAAGGAAAAUCUAUGACGAUUUUUACGCUACAUACGAUAAACAUGCGGCCGUUCAACGUUUGAAUAGAUCCGGUUUUAUGUCAUCGUCACCUGAAAAUAUCGCCAAAAGGAGGGCAGAGCGUUAAAUAAAUUUUCAAUAAAUGUAAAUAGACGAUUCAUAAAUUAAAAAAAGUCACUAUAGAAGUUAAAAA
Molecule: messenger RNA, 587 nt
Organism: Leptopilina heterotoma
Lineage: Eukaryota; Metazoa; Arthropoda; Insecta; Hymenoptera; Figitidae
Gene: Cox6c
Exons: 3
Coding region: 267-521 (84 amino acids)
Source: RefSeq, a predicted model, not a curated record